Cinara cedri is the source of this 5211-nucleotide messenger RNA. The record is from the annotation of a GenBank genome assembly. NCBI's taxonomy places the organism in Eukaryota, Metazoa, Arthropoda, Insecta, Hemiptera, Aphididae.
CCGACGCAGCCUGCCUGCGUUCGUGUCCGUCGCCACUCGCCGCCGCCGACGUUUUACCCACCAGUGUUCCCGUACUCGUAUCGAACCGCAUAUUAUACCGCCGCGCAGCACGUAGAGAGAGAGACACGCUCGCACGCAAAUAAAAUAUAUAAAAAAAAAAAAUAAAAAAAAAAAAAAAAAAAACGUUCUUUCAGUAUUUAUAUACGUAUAUAUAUAUAUACAUGCAUAUAUUUAUAUACGCACACGCGCGCGCGUAUUUUUCGUCCGUCCGUUUUUCGUCCGCGUCGGUCAGUUCGGUUCAGUACGGUAUUACAGCAACGCGACGAUAAUACCCACAUUACCGCUGUACGCUGCUGUAUUGAAAACUGGCGUCUCCGCCGAGUCCGAACACGGUGUGUAAUACUGUAUAAAACCGACAUAACGCAAAAACGGUUUGUUUUUCGAUUUUUAAAUAUUAUUAUUAUUAUUAUUUUUUUUUUUUUUUUUUUUUUUUUUUUUUUAUUUUUUUAAAUAUUAUGUGAACCCGACGUUCGCACACCGCCAACCGCCGCCGCACACGAGACACCGGUAAAAUCGAAAUUUUUUUUUUUUUUUCUGUUUUCGAUAAACCAACAGCCGAUUACACAGCACGCUCGCCAGUUAUUAUUUUUUCCGCCGUUUCGAGAUCGUGUUAUUUUUCCCGUCGUCGACGCACGGUUGUCGUUUCUAGCCGAGCCGCAAUUGUAAUAAAUCGCAAUUUUCUCGUCACGUCACGUCACGAACACGCACCAGACAACGAAAUGAGCGUAAUGGACACGGCUACGUUUUUCGUCGAGGGCACCGCCAACCAAUUCGAACACGUACUCUCGUUGUACCCGCAAGCGUUGCGCCUGAAAGCCGAGAGCAAGACGAAAAAACCCGAAGAGCUGAUCAAACUGGACAACUGGUGAGUAGUUGGCGCGCCGCCGCUCCGGACGCGUGUAAUAAUAAUGAUAAUGUACCCGACGAUAUAACAUUAAAAAUAUUUAUUUACAAUAUUAUUAUUAUUAUUAUUAUUACUACUACUACUACUACUACUACUACUACUACUACUAUUAUUAUUAUGUAUUAUUACUCUCUUAUCGGGUUCGCGUACGCGGACAUCCCCGCCGCCUCAUUACUCCGUGUCGGUUGUAGCGCUAUGCACAUUGUUAUAUUGUUGUUACCAGUAUCGGCUACAACGCGACUAUUGUACACCUAGGUAUAUUAUAGUAAUGCUAUUAAUUUAGUGUUGUUUUUUUUUUCCCCUCCGUCGCGGUUUCGCAACGUGCAUUCGGCACGCUCUGUAUAGUUCACGCGCGCGGUUACGGGCCGCGCGCUCGGUUAGGUUGGCAAGGCGGUCGCCCCGCCGCCGUCGCCGCGUACCCAAUCGAGGCCGUGAUGACGUUAACGAUUUCUUUGUGGAGAAAACACCGUCGCCGUUGUGUACUUAUUAUAUUAUUUUUUCCUAUAUAUUUUACGAACACACACACACACACACACACGACACGAAAAAUAUAUAAUAUUAUUAUUUUUAUUGUAAUACCGCGCACUAUUUAAUUAAUAAUUUCCCCCCCCCUGGUAAUUUCGUAUACGGCGGCGGUCGAUUGACCGGAAAAAAAAAAACUGUAUAAAACAAUGCGAAAACGUCCGGGCGUACGUACCUACGACAAUAAUUAUUAUUGUUUGCAAUAUUUGCCCCCUCCCAUCCCCGAAAAUUCACGCAAUAACAUUAUCAACGGGACCGUAUUAUUUGUUUUCGAAACGGCGUAAUCCUAAAACUAUUAUGAUAAUGACGACUAUACGAUAAGUAUUAUUAUUAUUGUUAUCGGACACAUACAGAGCGGUCGCCGUAUCAACAACGUUGUCGCCAUUUCGAUUCGUAUUUUAUCAAGACGCCGUCGGUAUUAUUAUCUAAUCUAUAGUAACUGUUAUUGUUAUUUACCUAGGAAUACCUAUUGUUUUAAAUCGUAUGAUUUUAUUUAUCUUUUCUCUACAAUCACAAUUUAUAUUUAAUCAGUCGUUGCACGAUACUGCUUUCGAUUAUAAAUACACUAUUUAUACUACUACCCGGUAUAGAAAUAAUGUAGUUUUUUUUUCAAUAUUCCAUUAGGUCCUCGUUUAAACGUGAUUGAACUGUUAUCUCUAAAUUUAAAUCGAUUUUCAAUUUGGUAAAGUCGUUUUUUGUAUUACAAAAAAAAGUAUUCAUCUAAUCGAUUCGGAGAAUUUUAAAAUAUAACCUUUGUUUUUUUUUUUUAACAUAGGUACAACAUUUUUUAUUUCUCAUAUUUUAGGUUGUUUUUUUAACAGCAACAGACAUUUGAAAAUGUAUACCUAAAUAAUAAUAAUUAAGUUUAAUUAUCAAUGGAUUAGCGUUAGAUAAUAUAUUUAGAAUAGUUUUUUUUUUUUUUUAUCAAUAUUUAUCUAAUUUCUAUGUUAAUCAAAUUCAUAAAUUCAUUCAUUGCAUUUGAGAUAAAAAUAAUUUAAUAUUUCGAUAUCAAUACUUUAUAUUAAACUGCCUACAAGUUAAUUUAAUUGAAUAUCUUUUUGGUUUAAUUAAUUAUCAUAGCAUGUAAUCAGAUAGAAAUUUCUUUAGUUGGAAAACAUAAACAAGUACGUUAUAUCCAAGAAUUUUGACAAUGUCAAUUUGUAUGGUCUAUCUACCUAUGUCAAUUGUUUUUAAAUGAUAUUUAUCAGAUAUUAGAGACCCAUAAUUGAUUAUAUUUGUUCUCGAUGUUUAAUUCAAUUGAAAUGAGAAUUUUGAUAACCAAAAUAAUUGGCUUCUAUGUAACUCAUAUAGGUAUACCUUGGUAUUUAUUGUUUUAAAUGUUAAUUUGUUUAUCAAUAAACAUAUUAGAUAAGGAUCUAUAAUUUAAAUUUUAAUGUUAUGAAAGAUAAUUCAAAAAAGAAGAAAUAAUAUUUUAAAUUUUCAGAUUAGAUUCUUCAUUAUAGAGAAUUAUUUAAAUUAAGUGUAUUUGAAAAAAAAAAAAUAAUACUCUAUUUAUUUGAUAUAGGUAUCAAAAUGAGCUGCCAGGGAAAAUCAAGUCCAGAGGAAAAGAUGCACAUUUAAACCAUGAAGAACUUUGCCAAACAAUGAAAUGGAAACAAACUGUAAACAGUUAAAAUCACAUAUAUUGUUUAAAAUAAUUAUUAAUGAUGAUUUUUUGUUGUAGAGAGGAAAAACUUUUCCUCAAUUGAAUUACUUAAUCAAAGUAAAUACUCCACGUGCAGUUAUGGCGGAAACAAAGAAAGCUUUCAAAAAAUUACCUAAUUUAGGACUUGCUAUUACAGCGUUAAGUAAUUUGAAAGGAGUUGGAACAACAAUGGCUUCAGGUAAGCAUUAAUAUUAUAAAAUUGAAGUAGUUAAGUGUAUAUUACAUUUAAAUUUUGUUUUUAAUAUUCCAUAAUUCUGUUUUUAUUAGCUUUGUUAGCAGCCGCUGCACCAGACAAGGCACCUUUUAUGGCUGAUGAAUGUCUAAAAGCUAUUCCUGCUAUUGAAGGAAUUGAUUAUACUGCUAAAGAAUAUUUGAAUUUUGUAGCUCAUAUUCAAACUAAGGUGGAAAGGCUUAAUGGUGAAUGUGAGUAAUAGUUAUCUAAUAUAAUUUUAUAAAAUAUUUUUAGUUUUUAAUUUCAUUGAAAUUAAUUUGGAAUUACAGGCGGUGACAGUAAGUGGAAUCCACAUUCAGUAGAAUUAGCAUUAUGGACACAUUAUGUAGCGAAUGAAUUUAAACCAGAACUCUUGAGUAGUGUUCCAGAAGCUUGUCAGAAGCCAAUUAGUGAACAACCAAAGACAGAUGCUCAUGUUAAUGGCAAUGUUAAUCAAACAAAGGUUUUUAUAAUUUUAUUGUGUCAGUUAUGUUAUUUAUUAUUGUAACCAUUAAAUAUAUUUGUAUCAUACAUAGUUAGACGAACCAACAUCAGAUGAAAGUAAUCCUGAGCCGCUCCCACCUUCCAAUGGUCACCAACUAACCAUUGAAGAUGAUUCCCGUGAUAAGUCUGAAGAUGACAUCACCAAUGACUCUAUAACAACAUCAGAAUCCGCUCAAACGCCACUCGCUGAAGCUUUAACAGAGGAUUCAUCUAGUUUACCGGCACCUGACGAACCACCUGUAAAAAAAUUCAAAAAUGAAGUCCAGACGGUGGCUGCAGAAGCCAAUGGAAACUAACAAUAUGUUGUAACUGAUUUUAAAAUUAAGCCAAAUGGACCAUCGUAGGUUUACAAUUUUAAUGACGAGUUAACAUUGAAUAUUAAAGAAAAACAUUGUUUGAAACAGCAUAAAUUGAAGAAGAGAAAACUCUUAUAUUUAUCAGACUUAAUAAUGUAAUUAUAACUUGCAGUUUGAUUUACGUAUAAAAUACUUCACCAUUUUUUAAUGGUCGAUAAUUUUAUUUAUUUUAACUCAUACAUUGAAAACUCGUAAAUAUAUUUUUUUUAUACUUAGAUUUUAUACAACAAAAUAAAUUAAGUCUGUAAUAUUCUAAUUUGUUUUAUUCAACUUAGUUAUUAUUGUAUGAUUGAAAUAUUUGACUGUAAAUACAAUUAAUGAUAAUUAUAUAUUAUGUUAAGGUUUAUGGGAAUAGAGGGAUGUCUGAAUAGUAUGAAAUAAUAAUAAAAGUGCACCUUAGGAAGUAAUUUUUUUCUAAGAUUAUUGUAUUUUAUUGAAAAUGUUAAAUUGUUAUGAGGGAAGAGGACAAGGGAAACUUGCUUUGAAGGAAAUAAAAAAAAAAUCAUAUAUUUAUAAAUAUAUGAUGUAUGUAUAUACAUAAAUAAGUAGUAUUAAUGUAUCGGAUCUGCACCAUAUUUAUUAUAAUAAGUUAACAGCAAUGUUGUUAAUUUAUGUACUUAAAUGAGGAACUGCCUUUUAGGAAUUUUUUAUGUUUUAGUUUUCUUUUUUUAUUUGUUCUAAAAAUAGUACAAACAAUUAUUUACAUUCCGUUAAAUUGAAACUAAUUUUAUUUUAGAAUUUUGGGGGGGACAAAACUUAAACAAUAAUUAUAGGUUUCUGUAAGAUAUAUAUUUUUUUAGUAACAGUAUGUAACAAUUCUACUUUAAAUGUAAAAUCUUAUGAUUUUUUUUUUUUUUUUUUUUUUUGUUAAAAACGGUACAUUUUAAUAUAAUAUAUAUUAAAUAUUAUUUAUAAUACAGCAUGACUAUUUUGUACGUGUGUAUAUAGUAAUUAUAUACAUAAUAUAUUCCAGUAAGUUUGUCGUAGC